CAAAUAUGGCCAAGGUCGUACUGCUGGUUCUCAGCAUCGUUUGCCUGGCGGCACAGCUGGCGUUGGCGAAGGAAAAGCACAUCAAGUACACCGAGAAAGAUCUGCUGCGAAAGUCGAUUGUGUACGACAAAAACACACCCGACGUGUUCUACUGUCCCGUAAACAAACCUACCGGGAUGGAUAAGAUGAUCGUGAGAUCCCGUCCUCUGCACAAACUUUGCGAACAUGAGGGAAAACCACUUCCCGCGCACUACAAAUCCGACUGCUAUAACGACGUCGAUGAGUCCAACUACGCGUGCAAGGAAAAGUACAGAAUAAUGAUGCGACUUAAUCCACCCGGUAGCGAUGAGCCGUUUAAUGGGCAGCGUUUGAGCAGGUUCAUGGAUAUGGACGAUGACAUGAAGCGGGUUAAAACGAAGAAACGGGUGUGAGCGGGUUUACCUUGCCACUUUACACCACACUUUGCCAUACUGACAAAUUAAAGCCCAACCGAUAAGACAUGCUUUUGAAAAAGGCAACAAAAUAUAUUUUAAUUAAAACGAGUGUUAACAAAACAAACGAUGUACGGACUGUUGCAGUGAUAGUAGUUUAUUUUUGUUAUCACAAGAAGACGAGUAGUUUUUAAACAGUUGAAAGUUUUGUUGUGUGUUGAAGACAAGAUUUGUGUGCAUUGAAUAGUUAGAAGCGACUGGCAAUGUUUGCACACUAAUGAAUUAAGCUUGAUUUCAAAUUUAAAAUGUUAACAGUGAUUGAUUGAUUAAACCAGCUUGUUGAUAAAAUAAACCAGGAAAU
Molecule: messenger RNA, 792 nt
Organism: Anopheles coustani
Lineage: Eukaryota; Metazoa; Arthropoda; Insecta; Diptera; Culicidae
Exons: 3
Coding region: 6-431 (141 amino acids)
Source: RefSeq, a predicted model, not a curated record